Mauremys reevesii (Reeves's turtle) is the source of this 4307-nucleotide messenger RNA. RefSeq names its product 3-methyl-2-oxobutanoate dehydrogenase [lipoamide] kinase, mitochondrial-like. NCBI's taxonomy places the organism in Eukaryota, Metazoa, Chordata, Testudines, Geoemydidae. Gene Ontology annotation, cellular component: mitochondrion. Gene Ontology annotation, biological process: protein phosphorylation; regulation of glucose metabolic process. The record is from RefSeq and is a predicted model, not a curated record. Gene Ontology annotation, molecular function: pyruvate dehydrogenase (acetyl-transferring) kinase activity.
UUGCGCGGUGGCUGCGGUGUUUCCCCCCCCCCCCCCUCCUUCCAGCAGCGCCGGCAGCGGGCGCGCUCCGGUCCCCCAGAGUGGAACCCUGCAGGCCCCGCACCUGGCGAUGGAAACGGCGCUCCCGGCUGUUGGCAAGGAAGGAAACCACCACAAAAUAACCAAGUUCACCUGAGGUGUCUGUGAAGGCAGGAAGAUGCUGUGGAAAGCGCUGCUGAGGAUGGAGCUGGGAACGGGGAACCGGGCCCCCUCCAUGCACCGGCUCCUGUCCCCCGCCCUCCGGUACCGGUCCACUUCUGUCAUGGAUAACCACCAAGUGGAACUGGCCCGAGAGCGAUCCAAGACAGUCACCUCCUUCUACAACCAGUCAGCCAUUGACGUCGCAGCAGAGAAGCCGUCCGUGAGAUUGACGCCCACCACCAUGUUGUAUUCGGGACGGUCACAGGAUGGCAGCCACCUCCUGAAAAGUGCCCAUUACCUUCACCGUGAGCUGCCCGUCCGCAUCGCCCACCGCAUCAAGGGUUUCCGCAGCCUCCCCUUCAUCCUCGGCUGCAACCCCACCAUCCUCCACGUGCAUGAGCUGUACAUCCGAGCCUUCCAGAUGCUGAGCGAAUUCCCCCCGAUCAAGGACCAAGAGGCAGAAGCCCAGUAUUGCAAGCUGGUCCGGCAGCUGCUGGAUGAUCACAAGGACGUGGUGACGCUGCUGGCUGAGGGGCUGCGGGAGUGUCGCAAACACAUCCAGGACGAGAAGGUCAUCCGCUAUUUCCUAGACAAGACGCUUACCUCCCGGCUGGGGAUCCGGAUGCUGGCGAUCCAUCACCUGGCGCUGCACGAGGAAAAGCCGGACUUCGUGGGAAUCAUCUGCACCCGUCUCUCCCCAAAGAAAAUCAUUGAGAAAUGGGUGGAUUUUGCUAGGCGUCUGUGUGAGCACAAGUACGGGAACGCCCCGCGGGUGCGGAUCAAUGGGCAUGUGGCUGCUCGCUUCCCUUUCAUCCCCAUGCCCCUCGACUACAUCCUGCCGGAGCUGCUCAAGAACGCCAUGAGAGCCACCAUGGAAUCUCACCUGGACACUCCGUACAACGUGCCCGACAUUGUCAUCACCAUCGCCAACAACGACAUCGACCUGAUCAUCAGGAUUUCGGACCGGGGUGGCGGGAUCCCGCACGAGCACCUGGAGAAGGUGACGGAUUAUCACUUCACCACGGCAGAGUCCAGCGCCCAAGACCCCCGCAUGAACACCCUCUUCGGGAACAUGGUGGACAUGGUCAACAGCGGCCAGUCGGGCCCCAUGCACGGGUUCGGCUUCGGGCUGCCGACCUCCCGGGCCUACGCCGAGUACCUGGGGGGCUCGCUGCGCAUCCAGUCCCUGCAGGGCAUCGGCACCGACGUGUACCUCCGUCUGAAACACAUCGACGGCAAGGAGGAGAGUUUCCGCAUCUAGAGACGUCCCCCCUCUCGCCGGCCCGCCGCCCCCCUCCGGCUCCGCAUGGACAUCGGCUUUGCUUCCCGUGUCUCUGUGCUUGGAUCCCUACGGACCCGAUCCCACGGCCCCGGACUCCUGGGUUCCCAGCGUCUCCGCAAGGGGGCGGGACUUUGUGCUUACGGACAGGGCGUCGCCUCCCGCUGGUUAUUCCAGUCCCGCCCCUGGGAGCAUCCUAUUGGAUUCUUUCUUCCAGGGGGGCAGGCCAUGGGUCGGCCCCAACCCCAAACAGGUUUUUAAGGCAACGGACGCUUCCCGGCGCACACACCUUCAUUGGUAGCUCCACACUGCCAGCACCUUGCACACUCGUUUUCUCAGCCUUGUUUCAUUCCCUUCUUCUAAAGAAACCAAAUCAAAGGACGGCAUUGGAGUGGGGGGAAGGCUUUUAUUGCUGCGCAUGACUCCAGAAUCGCUCCCCCACCUGUCUCUCCAGCCCGACCCCUUCACACUUUGGACAGGGGAAGAUUUUUAUGGUUGCGCCUGGACGCUGGAUUCCCCUCCCACCCACUGCACAUGGCAGAUGCUGAUUCUAGCUCUGGUUAUUGUUUUCCUGCUUUCUCGUUUACUUUGGGGGUGGGAUGGGAUGUGGAUUUGACUCUCCUCGGGAGUGGCCGGGGGAACCAGCCCCAUGACAUGUAUCUCGCUGUGAUUCCAAUUAAAAGUGCCGAUUCUGAAAGGCGGCGAGGCCAUGUGACUCUGUGCCGGAGGGAGCAGGGUGGUUCCUAGCAUCACUGUGAUCAUCUAGUCAGACACAAGCCAUACAACUUCCGGGAAUUAACUUUUGUUUGAAGUAGAGCAGAUCUUUUAGGAAAACAUCCCAUCUUGAUUUAAAAACUGCCAGUAAUGGAAAAUCUAUCACAACACUUGGGAAGUCAUUCCAGUGGUUAAUUCCUCUCAGUGUUAAAAAUUUGCUCCGUGUUUCCAGUCUGAAUUUGUCUAGGUUCAAUCUUCAGCCAUUGGACCUUGUUAGAUUUGUCCUGAUAGCUUGAACAGCCCGUGAUCAAAUAUUUGUUCCCCAUGUAGGUACUUACAGACUGGGAUCAAGUCAGCCCCCUUUGCCCUUCUCUUUGUUAAGCUAAAUAGCUGGAGCUCCUUGCGUCUGUCACUCAUGUUGGGUUCCAGGAAGUGGGUGGGGGCAAGGUUGGAUGUUUUGCUAAAAGCUCUGCUCUAGGAAUUAUUUUGGGGCAGUUCUGUGACCUGUGUUAUACAGGGAGGUCAGACAAGAUGAUCCCAAUGGUCCCUUCUGGCCUUGGAAUCCAUGACCUGCGAAAAGCCGGAGGAUACGGGUACAGGGCGUUGUGGGAAUGGCAGUGGAGUUCAGCGUGUGAGUGUGGAUGAUGAUGGGGAAAAAAAGUGCGGGAUGACACAUGGUGUCCCUGCUGUGUAGCUCUGCUCUCAGCCUCUCGUUGGGAAGGAGCUUUUCUGGUUGCUUGAGGGUGUAGCGGAAAGGAAAUGAUCCGGUGAGAAAUUUGCCCUUUUUCUUCCACCAGUGAGGGCAAGAAACUUCCUCAUUUAAACAAGAAACGAAAGUCGAGGUUCUCCUCUGUUCACAUGACAUCUUUUGGGGCUGGGGCCUAUUCUCUCCUUCCGGAAUAUCCAAACAGUAGGGGCGGGGAUGGCUGUUCCUGUCCCCCCAUCAGAUAUUAUAUCAGGGGAGGGUCCCCCAGGAGUGUUUUCUUCCUUCGGGAGCCCGUGACCAGUGCUAUCCAGGGACCAAACAGCCUUCUGGAAACAAGGGUUUAUUAGCCAAUGGAACAAAACAUUUCAGGAAAAAAUGGUUUCAAAAUAACAACCAGCCAACAGGUGUUUCUGGCUUCAUCCAGCCUUAUGAGACUUGGAUGGAUUUUUUUUAUCAUUUCAACAGAUAAUCCCGGUGUUUAUUUUGAAGCAUUUUUUUAAAUGUUUAUCAAUUAAAAUUUUCACAGUUGUGCAAAAUGAUGGGGGGUCAGCCAAUAAUUUAAUGACAGUAGAGGUUGAGAUUCAAAAAGUCCAAGCUUUAGAACCGGUCAAACACAAAUUGGCAACAUCCUAAAUUCAAGUACGUUAGCGAGAUGAGGUAAUGUUAUAUAAUAAUAUUUUUUUUUGUUGGACCAAUUUCUGUUGGUGCGGGAGCCAAGCUGUCGGGCUUCACGGAGCUCUCCCUCCGGUCCUGGAAAGGCACUCAGAGUCACUGCUAAAUAGAAGAUCGAACAGAUAGUACAGUGUAAAUAACUCAUACUCUCAGCCUCAGAGACCAUUCAAGGUGGACCAGCUCGUUAACGCUCCUUUAGUCAAUGGACGGAAAAACAGGGUGAGCGGGUUACAGAUUGUUGUGAUAAACCAUAAAUCCAGUGUCUCGGUUCAGUCCAUGGUUUUGUGUCUAGCAAAAUUAUGAAUUUAAGCUCCCAGGCUCAUCUUUUGAAAGUGUUGUGCAGGUUUCCUUUGAGGAUGGGGACUGAUAGGUCAGAUAGAGAGUGAUUGCUUUGUGAAAAGUGUUCACCCAGGGUGUUUUUGUGUUUUAUCAUUUUCCCGUGCGAGUUCAUCUGAGAGCACAGUGAUUGUCUGGUUUCACCCAACUACUGAGGCAUUUAGUGCACUGGAUGAGGUACCCCACAUGUUAUGAUAGGCAUGUGUAGGACCUUGGAUCUUGAAAGGUGUCUUGUGGAGGGUGUUGAUCAUUGUAGCAGUGGAGAGAUGUCUUCAGGUUUUGCAUCUCUUGUUCUGGCGCCACUUUGAGUUGGUGUGUCCUCGUCUGUGGGGAGCUCGCUUCUGAUGAUGAGCUUGGAGAGGUUGUUUGAAGGCCAGAAGAGGGGGUUCAGGAAAGAUUUCUUUCAGGAUGGGGUCCCUA